This is a messenger RNA of Neoarthrinium moseri, 1383 nucleotides long. RefSeq lists its product as uncharacterized. NCBI's taxonomy places the organism in Eukaryota, Fungi, Ascomycota, Sordariomycetes, Amphisphaeriales, Apiosporaceae. The transcript has 5 exons. The record is from RefSeq and is a predicted model, not a curated record. Gene Ontology annotation, molecular function: transmembrane transporter activity. Gene Ontology annotation, biological process: transmembrane transport. Bases 1 to 1383 code for a protein of 460 amino acids. Gene Ontology annotation, cellular component: fungal-type vacuole membrane.
AUGGCGACUGAGGUCAUGGCGAGAGCGUCUAUACAGCUCGAGCCUAUAGAACGCUCUUCAGGUGCCAACACCACCGGCAGUGACACUUCACAAGUCGAGGAUGGUGAUCUUGCCCUCACGGCAUCGAGACAGGAAUUCUCUCUGCCGCCAGUAGACGGCGGCAAGGACGCCUGGCUCUUCUUGGCAGCAUGCUUCGCCGUUGAAGCCCUCGUCUGGGGCUUCCCCUUCUCCUUCGGCGUCUUCCAGGACUACUACGCGACAACGCCGCCGUUCGCGGGGUCGCCCAACAUCGCCGUCAUCGGCACCUGCGCCAUGGGCCUGAUGUACCUGACGGCGCCGCUGACCUUCGGCGCGUGCCGCGCCUUCGCCCGCUGGGCCCGCUGGACCCCCAUCCUCGGCCUGCUCGUCAUGUGCGCCGCCCUCGCCGGCUCCAGCUUCGCCGCCACCGUGCCCCAGCUCAUCGCCACCCAGGGCGUCCUGUACGCCCUCGGCGGCGGCAUCGCCUACACCCCCUGCAUCCUGUACAUGGACGAGUGGUUCGUCAAGCGCAAGGGCCUGGCGUACGGCAUUAUGUGGAGUGGAACUGGCCUGGCGGGUGUCGUCCUCCCGCUCAUGAUGGAGAGCCUCCUGGCGCGCUUCGGCUACCAGACGACGCUGCGGCUGUGGGCCGGGCUGCUCUUCGUGAUCACGGCGCCGCUCUCGUGGUUCGUCAAGCCCCGGCUGCCGGUCUCGCACGGCGAGAGUAGAGCCCGGCCCUUCGAUCUGAGGUUCCUGGGCCUGCAGCACUUCCUGGUGUAUCAGCUCUGCAAUAUUAUCGAGGCCAUGGGAUUCUUCUUGCCCACCAUCUACCUCCCAUCGUACGCUCGCACGUCUUUCGGCGCCGGCCCGCUGAUCGCGGCCACGACCGUCCUCCUGGUCAACGUGUCGUCCGUGUUCGGGUGCGUGGCCAUGGGCUGGUUCACGGACCGCUUCCACGUGACGACCUGCAUCCUGCUGUCGACGCUCGGCACCACGCUCGGCGUCUUCCUCAUCUGGGGCCUGUCCUCGUCACUGCCCGUGCUCUACUUCUUUUGCGUCCUCUACGGCCUCUUCGCCGGCUCCUUCACCAGCUGCUGGCCCGGCAUCAUGAAGGAAGUUUCCGUCGUCGGCGGCCGGCGCUUCGGUUACGUCGACCCUACCAUGGUAUUUGCCUGGCUCGCAGCCGGUCGCGGCAUUGGCAACGUGGUCUCGGGCCCGUUGAGCGAGUCACUGUUGGGCUCGGCGGCUGCUUGGAAGGCCGGUGCUGGGUACGGCAGUGGGUACGGUGGACUGAUCGUGUUCACGGGCGUCACGGCACUAUUUGGUGGUGCGAGCUGGGUUUGGAGGCGUGUUGGGUUUCUAUAA